AUGAACAAUAAAGAUCAUAAAAUGAUAGAAGAUUCCCCAUUUAAAAGCAAUAUCAAAAAUAAUAUGAAGAAGAUUUAGCAUAAUGGAGAUGAUGAUGAUGAACUAAAUUAAGACAAUGAUGAUAAAUCUUGCAAAGCUCAAAGCUUUAAAUCAUAACUGUCAAUGUCUCCAUUCAUUUAAAAAAUAACAAAUAAUGGUGAAUCAAAUGAUCUAUCUAUAAAUAUGGCUAAUGAAAAAGAAACAUUAGCUCUAGAUGAAAGAUCUGCUGAUUAAAAUAGUAAAAUCAUAAAAAACUCCUUAAGCCUACAUAAUGGUAAUGCAAUUAUUAAUGAAGAUAUAAUAUUGCACUAAGAUACUAAAGAGGUUGAUUAAUCCUAAUUAAAAGAUAAAUUUAACAGCUAAAAUGUCAGUUAUAUUAAUGACAAAAGUACUCAUGGUUUGAUGGAAUAUCCUUAAAAGAACUUUAUUAGAGUUGGAGAUUCUAUAAAGCCAAUUAGAAAUAGAAGAUAAAUGGUCAAACAAGAUUUCAAUCAAAAGAAUCAGCAUAAUUUUGAAUGA
This is a messenger RNA of Stylonychia lemnae, 558 nucleotides long. The record is from the annotation of a GenBank genome assembly. NCBI's taxonomy places the organism in Eukaryota, Ciliophora, Spirotrichea, Sporadotrichida, Oxytrichidae.